AGAUUGAUUUCUUGAACAAGUAUGACAUCAAGCCGAACAAUGCAAUUCUUGCCGAGGACAAGCACUUGCCUAUGUAUGAUGAAAUGGCUGCCAUGCCCACUGUUGAAUACAUUGCUGGAGGUGCAACACAAAACUCGAUCAGAGUGGCUCAGUGGAUGCUACCAUUUUCAGGUGCAACAAGUUACAUGGGCUCGGUUGGGAAGGACAAGUAUGGAGCAGAAAUGAAGAAAAAUGCAACGGCUUCUGGCGUCAAUGUUCAUUACUAUGAGGAUGAGACUGCUCCAACAGGGACGUGUGCUGUUUGUGUGCUAGAUGGCGAGAGGUCAUUGGUUGCUAACUUAUCAGCUGCAAACUGCUACAAGGUUGACCAUUUGAAACGACUAGAGAACUGGGCGUUAGUCGAGAAGGCCAAAUUUUACUAUAUUGCUGGAUUCUUUCUCACUGUUUCCCCCGAAUCUAUUCAGCUUGUUGCUGAGCAUGCAGCAGCCAAUAACAAGGUCUUCUCAAUGAACCUUUCAGCACCAUUCAUCUGCGAGUUCUUCAAGGAUCCUCAAGAGAGAGCCUUGCCGUAUAUGGAUUUUGUAUUUGGAAAUGAGACGGAAGCAAGAACCUUCUCAAAAGUACAUGGCUGGGAGACGGAUAAUGUUGAAGAAAUAGCUUUGAAAAUCUCCCAAUGGCCAAAGGCAUCUGGAACACACAAGAGGACUACCGUUAUUACACAGGGUGCUGAUCCUGUCGUUGUUGCUGAGGACGGGAAGGUGAACUUGUUCCCCGUUAUACCAUUGCCAAAAGAGAAACUCGUUGACACCAACGGUGCUGGGGAUGCAUUUGUUGGAGGAUUCUUGUCGCAAUUGGUUCAAGGAAAGCCUAUUGCUGAGUGUGUAAGAGCAGGUUGUUACGCAUCAAACGUUAUCAUCCAGAGGCCAGGUUGCACAUACCCCGAGAAGCCCGAUUUUGCAUGAGAUCAUUCUUAUUUUCUUGGUUUUCCGGUGUUUACGCCUUAAUUGAGAGAACAUUAUAUUCUCGAGUUCUACUGUUUUCAACUCGAUAUUUCUGGGCUUUUGUUCCCAAAUAUCUAGCUUGUUGUAAGGAAUUUUGAUUGCCUCUUUGUGAUAUUAUUGAGAAUAACUCUAUUAGGAAGAUUGAA
Messenger RNA from Capsicum annuum, 1147 nucleotides. Its product is annotated as adenosine kinase 2-like. Gene Ontology annotation, cellular component: nucleus; cytosol. The record is from RefSeq and is a predicted model, not a curated record. The transcript is spliced from 12 exons. Gene Ontology annotation, molecular function: adenosine kinase activity. Gene Ontology annotation, biological process: purine ribonucleoside salvage. Bases 72 to 962 code for a protein of 296 amino acids. Lineage: Eukaryota; Viridiplantae; Streptophyta; Magnoliopsida; Solanales; Solanaceae.